This is a messenger RNA of Ogataea haglerorum, 1770 nucleotides long. RefSeq lists its product as uncharacterized. Gene Ontology annotation, cellular component: mitochondrion. Bases 1 to 1770 code for a protein of 589 amino acids. The transcript has a single exon. NCBI's taxonomy places the organism in Eukaryota, Fungi, Ascomycota, Pichiomycetes, Pichiales, Pichiaceae. The record is from RefSeq and is a predicted model, not a curated record.
AUGUUCCGCCUAGUGCUGCCAAUUGUGCACAAGCGCAGCGUCCGGCUGGCUCUUGGAGCCGGCGCCGGGGCGCUGACCGCGUACUGGUGCCAGAACUCGCUCCUGAACGACGCCAGGGUGUCCAGGGGUCUGUAUAAAAACCCCUUGGUUCUGAGCAACAAGAACCAGUUAGUGGUAGACCCUCAGCAGCCAACGUACGAAAUGGGACUCUAUGUUGCCUCGCAAAAGGAGCUGGAAAACGAGUCCAACGACAUCCGACGCGAGCAGAAGAGCCGCAAAUACACCGGCUGGUUCUACUACAUCAAGUACUGGCUGCUGGAUUACGUUUGGGAACCGGUGAUCACUGUCACGCGGUUUGUGGAGCUCACGUCGCUGUUUAUACCCAUGUUUGCGGCGUACCCGAUAGUAUUCUUUGGCAAACGCAACAAGGAGGGCGACACAUCGGGAGCGCUGCUGUGGUAUCGCUUGGUUCGUCAUCUGGCAGAGCUUGCUGGGGCCUCCUUCAUCAAGCUUGGCCAAUGGGCCGCGUCGCGUACCGAUAUCUUCUCCAAAGGGUUGUGCGAGGAGCUGGCCCAGUUGCACUCCAAUGCAAAAUCCCACUCCUUCCGCCACACUAGACAGAUUAUCGAGAGCACGUUUGGCGGAAACAAGCUGGAGGACGUGUUCGACGAGUUUGACCCCGUGCCCAUUGGCUGUGGAGCCAUUGCGCAAGUGUACAAGGCGAAGCUGAACAAGAAGUUUGCCGAGGACGACCACGAGCAGUUCGUUGCUGUCAAGGUAGUGCACCCGAACAUUGAGGUCAAAAUCGAGAGAGACCUGCGUCUUAUGCGGUUCUUUGCGAACGCGAUAGACGUCAUUCCUACGAUGGAGUGGCUCUCGUUACCGCAGGAGGUGGAGCAGUUUUCUAUAUUGAUGAAAAUGCAGCUGGAUCUUAGAAUAGAGGGCCACAACCUACUGAAGUUCAAGGAGAAAUUCCCGGGCGACGAGAUCCGAUUCCCUAAGCCUUUCAUGAAUAUCAGUUCGCGAAAGGUGCUCGUGGAAGAGGAAAUCAAAGGUCUGACGAUGACAAAGAUACUGAAUCUCAGAAAGGGAGGCAAGCACAUCUCUAAAGAGGUCAGCGACAGCAUGAUAGACGCGUUCCUCAAGAUGCUGAUUCUAGACAACUUUAUCCACGCCGACUUGCACCCGGGCAACAUUUUCGUUCGCUUCGUGCAGCGCGAUAGAAAGACGCGCAAGACGACCUCGGACGAGCUGGAAACAGACCAACUGAUGGUCCGUCUGCGCCAGAUCAACCAAUCUUCCGAGCUGAUGGCUGAGCUCGAAAAACUGGACAGGGAGGACUACCACCCUCAAAUCUGUCUCAUCGACGCGGGGCUGGUGACAGAGCUGGACGACACCGAUAGAUACAAUUUCAUCUCGCUGUUCAACGCGCUCUCACAGUUUGACGGCUACCAGGCGGGCACGCUCAUGAUAGAGCGCUCAAAAACACCAGGAUCGGCCAUUGACACGGAGGUGUUCAAGAUGAAGGUAGAGAGACUCGUCAACAGAGUCAAACAGCGGACAUUCACACUGGGAUCGAUAUCAAUUGGAGAUCUACUAGACCAGAUGCUCGGCAUGGUGCGUUCGCACCAUGUCCGCAUGGACGGAGACUUCAUCACGGUGAUAGUGGCAAUACUGCUCAUGGAAGGUAUCGGACGCCAACUGGACCCGGACCUCGACCUCUUCGCCAGGUGUGUAUUUGCAUGGAAUGUGGGGUUCCCCACAUACUGA